AUGCCGGGAUACGCCAAAUUCAUGAAAGAAUUAGUUACAAAGAAAAGGAACUUGGACUACGAAACUAUUGAAGUGCCCUAUAGUUGCAGCGCAAUUAUGACAAAAGAGUUAAUCACUAAAAGAGAAGAUCCUGGGGCAUUCACCAUCCCAUGCACCAUUGGCAUGCUCCAAUUAGCUAAAGCUUUGUGCGAUUUAGGAGCAAGCAUCAACUUGAUCCCCUAUGCAAUAUACAAGCAACUUGGUUUGGGUGAACCAAAGACAACCACAAUGAAACUCCUUAUGGAGGAUCGAUCAAUCAAGCACCCAGUGGGGAUACUCUAUGACAUCUUGGUAAAAGUAGAUCGGUUCAUCUUUUCGGCUGACUUUGUGAUUUUAGAUUGUGAGAUCGAUGCUGAAAUCCCCAUUAUUUUGGGAAGGCCAUUCUUAGCAACCGGGAGGGCAUUGAUGGAUGUUGAAAGCAGGAAAUUGAAGUUUCGGGUGAACGAUGAUGAUGUAACCUUCAAUAUUUUCAAAUCCAUGAAACAACCAAGCGAUAUCCAUGUGGUGUCUACUGAGGAUGUUAUAGAUGAGGCAGAGGAAAGUGUGAGCCAUUUGAUGCGAAAGAAUGAACUCCUUGAAUCUAUGAUUGCUAAUUAUGAUGAAUCUGAAGUUCAAGGCUAUAAUGAAGUGAGAAGUCCUUCUGCAAAGCCAUCAACUGAGGAACCGCCAAAUCUAGAGUUAAAAGCACUACCCUCUCAUCUCAAAUAUGCGUUCUUGGGAGCCAAUAAUACUUUACCAGUUAUUAUCGCAGACUUGCUUGAAAGUCAGAUGAAAUUGCUCAUUGAAGUACUACGAAAGCAUAUAAAAGCUAUAGGAUGGACCAUAGCUGAUAUAGUGGGCAUUCCUCCUGGUAUUUGUACUCACAAGAUUCGGCUUGAUAAUGAAUGUAAACCUAGUGUGGAACAUCAACGGAGAUUGAACCCACAAAUGCAAGAGGUGGUGAAAAAGGAGAUCAUCAAGUAG
Solanum verrucosum is the source of this 1002-nucleotide messenger RNA. RefSeq lists its product as uncharacterized. The coding region runs from base 1 to 1002 and encodes 333 amino acids. The transcript is spliced from 2 exons. Lineage: Eukaryota; Viridiplantae; Streptophyta; Magnoliopsida; Solanales; Solanaceae. The record is from RefSeq and is a predicted model, not a curated record.